Molecule: messenger RNA, 321 nt
Organism: Aureobasidium subglaciale EXF-2481
Lineage: Eukaryota; Fungi; Ascomycota; Dothideomycetes; Dothideales; Saccotheciaceae
Exons: 3
Coding region: 1-321 (106 amino acids)
Biological process (GO): regulation of mitotic cell cycle
Cellular component (GO): cyclin-dependent protein kinase holoenzyme complex; SCF ubiquitin ligase complex
Molecular function (GO): ubiquitin binding; cyclin-dependent protein serine/threonine kinase activator activity; histone binding
Source: RefSeq, a predicted model, not a curated record
AUGGUCAACAUGGACAUCGACGCCACGCGCCGCAACAAGAAGCCGCGUCCUUUGAGCGACUCGGAGCGCGAGCGCCUGGAUGAGUUCAUCGAGAGCAUCCACUACUCGUCGAGAUACUCGGACGAUCACUUUGAGUACAGACACGUGCAACUGCCCAAGCAGAUGCUCAAGGCGAUACCGAAGGAGUACUUUGACGGUUCGCGAGGCACGCUUAAGCUGCUGUGGGAGGAUGAGUGGAGAGCUCUGGGAAUCACUCAGAGUCUGGGCUGGGAACACUACGAAGUUCACGAGCCUGAGCCGCACAUUCUGCUCUUCAAGUGA